Messenger RNA from Verruconis gallopava, 957 nucleotides. RefSeq lists its product as uncharacterized. The record is from RefSeq and is a predicted model, not a curated record. The transcript has a single exon. NCBI's taxonomy places the organism in Eukaryota, Fungi, Ascomycota, Dothideomycetes, Venturiales, Sympoventuriaceae. The coding region runs from base 184 to 957 and encodes 257 amino acids.
CAUCGUUGAUACCAUCAUCACCCCCAGUCUGCGUCUUCAUCUGUCAGGCAUUCGCAAAAUAUACCUGGCACGUACACACAUUCUUUUUCCGUGCCAACCGUCACAUAUUUCACAGGUUUACGGAUGAGGAGUCAAGCACAAAAUCAACUCGCGUCUCUCAAUAUCGUAGAAUAAGCGCAAACAAUGCCAAAGCGCAAAAGAACAAUGUUCUCAAGUCACCAGCUCAAGCGCCGGAAGGUAACCAGAUCAGGUUUGAUAGAACAACCGAUUGCUAGAACCUACCCGGAAAAUUCCUUUUUGGGUCUCCCAGCGGAGCUACGGAUUGCAAUCUUCUUCCACGUCUUUCACACGGAGCCAGGAAAGGACAAAGAUCUCCAAGUCCUCUUGACAUGCCGCCGGUUCUACCACGACGCGUAUGCCUUGGCUUAUCUGGGCUGUGUCCUCAAGAUCAACGGAUUCGAAACCACCGAUCAGAUAAGUGCCAGGAUGUUGUCACUGCGGAAACUAUCUCCCUACUUCAGAUCUAGCAUCAAAACCAUCCAGUUUUGGCAUUACAAAGACAUCGGCGCAAUCCUCAGAUCGGGUAUUUUCCAGCCUACACGCCUCAUCGACAUGUGCCCCAUGUAUGGCAUACUGUCAGACUUAAUAUUAAGAGUUCUCUAUGACCUUGCAUGUAGUAAUUCGAGCUCAAAGGUGGAUUAUAUCCUUUCAUGUUGGUACAUGAGGCCCGUGCCUAUAAUUGGACGCAGCGAAAUUGAGAGUGCUCGCAACAGGAUCGUCUCUGACAGUGGAUGGAAGAAGAAGCUUAUGCACGGCAUUAUGAAGCGAUAUGAGGAGAUUCGGGUCGGAGAGAUAUGCGAGAGGGGAGUCCACGUGUCUCUUGGAAUAGAGGCAACAAGGCUUGACGGAUCGCAUCUUCAGUUUCGAGUGAUGACAGACGACGUGUCAGUCCUAUGA